AUGGACAAGCUGAAGCUGCAGAUCCAGAAGUCAGCACCCGAGAACAACAGGCGUGACACCGCCCUCCUUCUGCACAAGGCCAUGCGCGGCCAACUCCAGGGCGGCCUAGAGGGCCUCGGCAUCGAAAAGCUCACCAGCGUCGGCUGGAUGGUGCAUAUGCGCCUCAAGGGCCUCCGUGAGCUCAUUGUAAAACGCGAAGAGCAAGCGGCCCUCCAGCUCCAGCCUCUCCCGGCUCCAGCUUCGGCGUAUCAGCAGGAAGCAUCUCAGCAGGAUGAAGGGGACCUUGGCGCCCUGGUCUUCUGUGACACUGCCAACGACGAUGGUGUCGGCACCAAUGGAGGGUUCUCAUGGCAAUGGUUCGCUGAUCUUGGCGCUUCAAGUUCGUCUUACCCUCCCAUGUAG
Messenger RNA from Brachypodium distachyon (stiff brome), 402 nucleotides. RefSeq lists its product as uncharacterized. Bases 1 to 402 code for a protein of 133 amino acids. The record is from RefSeq and is a predicted model, not a curated record. NCBI's taxonomy places the organism in Eukaryota, Viridiplantae, Streptophyta, Magnoliopsida, Poales, Poaceae. The transcript has a single exon.